AUGCCACCCAAGAAGGCAGCUACCAACGGCGAUGUUGGCGAGGCUGGUGGUCCGUUCAAAUGGGAAGGUCCAAACGAUACAAAGCUCCUCCUGUUAACUCAAGGCCGCUACGUCAAGCCAGAUGAGUAUCCUCAGUUGUCUUCUGCGUUUCCUGGUACCUCAAUCGGCAGCAUCCGCAACCGCAUCUCCGCACUCCGCGUCAAACAACGCGACCUCUACCUUGACCUUGCCUGGGAUCUGCCAGAGGGCGGGGCGGGUCAUAGUGCGAAGAAGACUGCUACUACGCCGCGCAAGACACCCGGUAGUAAGAAGAGGGGCGCUGAGGCUGGAGAUGGCGCAGAUGGUGAGGAGGACGAGGUAGCUACGCCGAGUAAGAAACCGAGAGCCAAGAAGGCGAAGACUCAGGCAAAGAAGAAGGAGGAGGAGAGUGUUGAAGAAGAUGGUAGUGAAGGAGGUGAUGGUGGAAAGAACAUUGGUGUCAAAGAGGAGGUUCUUGAUGAGGAGCUUGAUGAGAUGGUUUAG
Molecule: messenger RNA, 522 nt
Organism: Alternaria infectoria
Lineage: Eukaryota; Fungi; Ascomycota; Dothideomycetes; Pleosporales; Pleosporaceae
Exons: 4
Coding region: 1-522 (173 amino acids)
Source: RefSeq, a predicted model, not a curated record